CAACGGAGAAAGAGGAUUGCAUAAAAAAUGGUGGCCAUUUCGCUUUAUAGAGGGAAGCUCCACCGGAGUCCCGACGUUCCACGCCAAUGGCUGAUGCCCACACCUAAAAUCUCUCUCAAGGACUUCAAGACCCUGCUCCACCGCCGUUCCAGAGCCCUUUCUCGCCUCCAAGCCACCACCACUCCGAAUCCUAACCCUAACCCUAAUUUGAAUUCAGUUGAGGAUAAUAAUUCCGGUGGUAGAGUACCAACUGAAUCCGACGGACCUGGGGUGGAAGAUGUCGCUAAAGAUGAGGGAACAUCCAAGGCUAAUGGUGAUAAAAGGACAGUUGAUGAUGAAUUGGCGAGAUCGAAUUAUGCAGAUGAAGAGGUAAAUGGUCAGAAAUUAUCGAAGGGUGAUGAUGAAGAUGAAGUUUUGGGGAUACCUGGUGAUGAAUUGGUGGCAGUUGAUGAUGCUAAGGCUGUUGCUGAGGUGCCGGAAAAUGCCCCGGAUGCUGUGGAUGGAUUUCAACAGGAAGGGAAAACGGAUGCUCCACCGCAGCAUCUGUUAGAGCCCGUUGAGAACAAUUCACUAAGUGAUAUAGAGAAAAGGAAAAAAGAGGUUGAAGAGAAGCUGCAAAUUUUGAAUGCAAGAAAGCAUAAUCUGGUACAAGUUCUGAAACAGAUUUUGAAUGCCGAAGAGGAGCUGCGAAGAAGAAGUAAUGCGCAGGGCUCUACAGGCCGGCCAUUGAUGCCCCUCCAAGUGGACGUUGGAAAUGACAACGGGUCUAUGAGUAGACACGUCACACCACAACCAGUUUCAGAAGGCAACUGUAAUGGUGAUACCGAAGGAGCAGAUGCCGAUGAUGGUCCUAACCAAAAUCUACGUUCUCGCAGUUUGCCAAGAAUGAGUAGUGUGUCACCAUCUUCAGAUUCCCUUCAUAGGCGGGCACCCUUUGCUAUGGUACCAAAUCCUUCACGAACACCUUCAGGGGUAGCUGCUAGUAGCCCAUCGCGCUUUGCUCCUAGCGGCCAACAAGCUAAUCCAACAGCAUCCGUAACGGGAACAAAUUACGUUCCCACAUCUCCUUCACCAGCAGCCGGUGGCAGUUUGGCAUUCAGAGAUGCUAGGCUUCCUAGUCCAUGGAGUUGAACACCAGGUGCCGUCUGAAAAAAGCUCUUGGGUGCAAUUUGCAGUUUGUUCAUUUCACAUAUAUACUUGAAAUGCUUGUUAUUUGACUUUGAAUU
Messenger RNA from Cynara cardunculus var. scolymus (artichoke), 1226 nucleotides. RefSeq lists its product as uncharacterized. The coding region runs from base 28 to 1131 and encodes 367 amino acids. The transcript is spliced from 4 exons. Gene Ontology annotation, cellular component: chloroplast. Lineage: Eukaryota; Viridiplantae; Streptophyta; Magnoliopsida; Asterales; Asteraceae. The record is from RefSeq and is a predicted model, not a curated record.